This is a messenger RNA of Gadus macrocephalus (Pacific cod), 2880 nucleotides long. RefSeq names its product NADH-ubiquinone oxidoreductase 75 kDa subunit, mitochondrial-like. The record is from RefSeq and is a predicted model, not a curated record. Gene Ontology annotation, cellular component: membrane. The transcript has 21 exons. Gene Ontology annotation, biological process: ATP synthesis coupled electron transport. NCBI's taxonomy places the organism in Eukaryota, Metazoa, Chordata, Actinopteri, Gadiformes, Gadidae. Gene Ontology annotation, molecular function: iron-sulfur cluster binding; NADH dehydrogenase (ubiquinone) activity. The coding region runs from base 440 to 2761 and encodes 773 amino acids.
GCCUCAUUCGUGACGCAGAGAGUGAGAGGGAGUGAGAUCCAUCUGCGUGGACAACACGCACACCGCACUGUGGAGGGGAAGAUUAUUUCUGUCAAGGUAUUCGAAACCUGUCAUUGCACCAACUUUGCUUCAUAACCACUCAACGCGUGUAGGCGGAAUAUUAUAGACCGACUGUACUGUUAUGAACCUAUGACGCAGUUAGUGAACAGUAUUGAGAGUGAGAAAGAUAGGAGCAUGACUACAACGACAACAACAAACGGAUGUCCCUAUAUGGAAAGUCCCGCCCUCUCUCACGCAACGAAUCCUAAACCAAUGUAACUGAAAGUCCCGCCCUCUGUCUCGCAAAUAACGCUAAUCUGGGCUAUCCCGUUCCAGGCGUUCCCUCAUGCGAUGGGAACGCCUGGGAACGAGAUAAUAACGGUAGCGUGUAGCGUUAUGAAUGUUGCGCUGGCCCGCGGUGAGACGCACUCUUCUCGGAGUCUCCCGCCCCGGAGGAGGCGUGGUCGUCCCUAACAACGUCCGCACUGUAGCCACAGCGACGGCCGGUAAACUGGUGGAGGUCUUUGUGGACGGCAGCCCAGUCCUCGUGGAGCCCGGCACCACUGUUAUGCAGGCGUGCGAGAAGCUGGGAGUCCAGAUCCCACACUUCUGUUACCACGAGCGCCUCUCGGUGGCCGGGAACUGCCGGAUGUGUCUGGUGGAGAUCGAGAGGGUGCCCAAGCCGGUGGCAGCAUGUGCCAUGCCUGUGAUGAAGGGCUGGAACAUUCUCACUAACUCUGACAAAACCAGAAGGGCAAGAGAGGGAGUCAUGGAGUUCCUUCUGGCCAACCACCCGUUGGACUGUCCCAUCUGUGACCAGGCCGGGGAGUGUGACCUGCAGGACCAGUCCAUGCAGUUCGGCAGCGACCGCAGCCGCUUCACCGAGGGCAAACGAGCCGUGGAGGACAAGAACAUCGGGCCGCUGAUCAAGACGAUCAUGACGCGCUGCAUCCAGUGCACGCGCUGUGUGCGCUUCGCCAGCGAGGUCGCAGGGGUGGAGGACCUGGGCACCACCGGCCGGGGGAACGACCUCCAGAUCGGCACCUACGUGGAGCGGAUGUUCAUGUCCGAGCUGUCGGGGAACGUCAUCGACCUCUGCCCCGUGGGGGCCUUGACCUCCAAGCCCUACGCCUUCACCGCCCGGCCCUGGGAGACCAGAGCCACGGAGUCGAUCGACGUCCUGGACGCCGUGGGCAGCAACAUCGUGGUGAGCACCCGUGAAGGCGAGGUGAUGAGGGUGCUCCCUCGGCUGCACGACGACAUCAACGAGGAGUGGAUCUCCGACAAAACCAGGUUCGCCUACGACGGCCUGAAGCGCCAGAGGCUGACUCAGCCAAUGGUGAGGAGUGUGUCCGGGCAGCUGGUGGCUACGUCCUGGGAGGAUGUGCUGACGCGCGUGGCAGGAGCGCUGCAGGCGGCUGACGGCCGUGAGAUAGCAGCGGUGGUGGGGGGACUGGUGGACGCGGAGGCCCUGGUGGCCCUCAAGGACAUGCUGAACCGUCUGAACAGUGACGCCCUGUGCACCGAGGAGGUGUUCCCCACGGUCGGAGCCGGGUCUGACCUGCGCUCAAACUACCUGCUGAACACCGGGAUCGCUGGCAUAGAGGAGGCCGACCUGCUGCUGCUGGUGGGCACCAACCCGCGCUAUGAGGCCGCUCUGGUCAACGCACGCAUCAGGAAGAGUUGGCUCCAUAACGAGCUUCAAGUGGCCCUGGUUGGAAGAAAGGUGGAUCUCACCUACACCUACGAGCACCUCGGAGACUCUGCCAAGAUCCUUCUGGAAAUAGCAGCAGGAACGCACCCUUUCUCCGAGGCAUUGGCUGAAGCCAAGCGUCCGAUCGUCAUCGUUGGGAGCAGUGUGCUCCAGAGAGAGGACGGGGCAGCUGUGAUGGGGGCCGUAGCCUCCAUUUCCCAGAAUGCUCGGAACAACAGGGAAGUGGACGGAAGCUGGAAGGUUCUCAACGUGCUUCACAGGGUUGCGAGUCAAGUGGCUGCACUUGAUCUUGGGUAUAAGCCAGGGGUGGAGGCCAUUAGGAAGAACCCGCCCAAAGUUCUGUUCCUGCUCGGCGCCGAUGCCGGCUGUAUCACCCGACAAGACCUCGCCGAAGACAGCCUGAUCAUUUAUCAAGGUCACCAUGGCGACGCCGGUGCACCGAUGGCGGACAUUAUACUUCCCGGAGCGGCGUACACAGAGAAAUGUAGCACUUAUGUGAACACCGAGGGCCGCGCCCAGCAGACCCGGGUGGCGGUCACGGCUCCAGGAAUGGCCCGCGAGGACUGGACCAUCAUCAGGGCCGUCUCCGAGCUGGCCGGUGUGACUUUGCCGUAUGACACACUGGAUGAAGUACGGGACAGAUUGGAGGAAUGUGCCCCAAAUCUGGUGCGCUAUGACGAUAUUGAAGAGGCCAACUAUUUCCAGCAAGCCUACGAGCUGUUCAAGGGAGGGGACCAGACUGUCCUUGAUGAGCCCUUCAGCCCUCCUCUGCUUACUGUGAAGGACUUCUACAUGACCGAAUCAUGGAUUGCCUGUUUCAAUUAUAACAAUAGGUUGUUCUCGCUGCUCAACUGGAUUAAAGGAGAGUUUAAGCAGAGACCAGAUUUGACCCUGAUAGUUUGUGUUGUUUUCUUGUUGUCAAAUACUACGUAUUUGCACUGUGUACUGGGAACCAAAAUAAAACUGUUAGUUUUUACUCAUUACCAGCCAUUUUUUAUGCUAUACUAAAUCUGUUAUCACAUACAAAUUAUACAUUCUGUUAUCUUAAGAUGUUAAAAGGGUCUUAUAGUUUUAAGUACUUAUACAAGUCAGUGGUUUUGUAUAAGUUAUUAUACUAUCAUCAUCCA